This is a messenger RNA of Ziziphus jujuba (common jujube), 2566 nucleotides long. Its product is annotated as putative elongation factor TypA-like SVR3, chloroplastic. Bases 129 to 2198 code for a protein of 689 amino acids. The transcript has 14 exons. NCBI's taxonomy places the organism in Eukaryota, Viridiplantae, Streptophyta, Magnoliopsida, Rosales, Rhamnaceae. The record is from RefSeq and is a predicted model, not a curated record. Gene Ontology annotation, molecular function: GTPase activity; GTP binding. Gene Ontology annotation, cellular component: cytosol; ribonucleoprotein complex.
AAGCUCCAAAUCCAAUCCGAGCCUCAUUUGCCAAAUCCACUCUCGCGCUCUCUCUUUCUUCUCUCUCUCUCUCUUUGCGGCGACUGACUGGGUCUGAGAGAUAGAGUGAAAGAGUGAGACUGAGAGCCAUGGAAAUGGCAAUAAGCUUCAAAAGCUCGUCCUGUUUUACCAUACCUAUUGCUCAUAGCUCUAGGACUGCUACUACUAUCUCUUCCUCUGCUUCUCCGCUCUCCUCUAAGCAACUCUUUGGUCUCAGCUUUUAUUCAUCGUCGUCUUCUCCUUCUCUCGCUACUGCCAAAACCGCACUCAAAUUCGCUUCUGGAAAUCCAAUUCGAAAGCUCCCUGUCAAAUGCUCUGUUUCCGAAGCUACAGACACCGCAACCGAGAAGAAGAGCCAACUGAAGAGGAGAAGCGACAUAAGAAAUAUAGCAAUUGUUGCUCACGUAGAUCAUGGAAAGACAACUUUGGUCGAUGCAAUGUUGAAGCAAGCAAAGGUGUUUCGUGAUAACCAAUUUGUGCAGGAAAGGAUAAUGGACUCAAAUGAUUUAGAGCGGGAAAGGGGGAUUACAAUACUUAGUAAAAAUACAUCUAUCACAUACAAAGAGACAAAGAUUAAUAUAAUAGAUACUCCAGGGCACUCUGACUUCGGUGGUGAAGUGGAACGGAUCCUCAAUAUGGUGGAAGGAAUUUUACUAGUGGUAGAUUCUGUUGAAGGUCCAAUGCCACAAACAAGAUUUGUUCUGAAGAAGGCUCUAGAAUUUGGCCUCUCUGUUGUUGUUGUAGUUAAUAAAAUUGAUAGGCCUUCAGCUCGUCCAGAUUAUGUUAUUAAUUCCACUUUUGAACUUUUCAUUGAGCUAAAUGCAACAGAUGAACAGUGCGAUUUCCAAGCAAUAUAUGCAAGUGGUAUUAAAGGAAAGGCAGGUUUGUCUCCUGAAAAUUUAGCAGAAGACCUUGGGCCACUUUUCGAGGCUAUAAUCAGAUGCAUACCUGGACCACGUAUUGAAAAAGAUGGUGCACUUCAAAUGCUGGUUACAAAUCUUGAGUAUGAUGAACAUAAAGGACGAAUAGCUAUUGGACGCUUGCAUGCUGGGACUCUGCAGAGAGGGAUGGAUGUGAGGGUAUGCACAUCUGAAGAUUCAUGUAGAUAUGGAAGGGUAAGUGAGCUUUUUGUGUAUGAAAAAUUCAGUAGGGUUCCAGCGCAAAGUGUGGAGGCUGGUGAUAUAUGUGCUGUCUGUGGAAUUGAUGAUAUUCAGAUUGGUGAGACAAUUGCUGAUAAAUCAUCAGGGAAGCCAUUACCUGCCAUUAAGGUGGAGGAACCAACAGUAAAAAUGGCAUUUUCCAUCAACAUAUCGCCCUUUGUUGGGCGUGAGGGAAAAUAUGUUACUAGCAGGAACUUGAGAGAUCGCCUUUACCGUGAGCUUGAGCGCAAUUUGGCUAUGAAAGUUGAAGAUGGCGAAACGGCAGAUACAUUCAUUGUUAGUGGGCGGGGUACUCUGCAUAUAACCAUACUUUUAGAGAACAUGCGAAGGGAAGGCUAUGAAUUCAUGGUGGGACCUCCUAAAGUUAUCAGCAAAAAGGUGGAUGACAAGUUGCUGGAACCAUUUGAGAUUGCCACUGUGGAGGUACCUGAAGAACAUAUGGGAUCUGUUGUUGAGUUACUUGGCAAAAGACGAGGGCAGAUGUUUGAUAUGCAAGGGGUUGGGUCGGAGGGCACAACCCUGCUCAAAUACAAGAUUCCAACCCGUGGCCUUCUUGGUUUGCGGAAUGCGAUUUUAACAGCUUCUCGUGGCACGGCAAUUCUGAACACAAUAUUUGAUUGUUAUGGUCCUUGGGCUGGCGAUAUCAAUACCCGGGAUCAGGGUUCGCUGGUUGCUUUUGAGGAUGGGACGAGCACUUCUUAUGCUCUUUCUAGUUCUCAGGACAGAGGACAGAUGUUUAUUGGCCCUGGGGUAGAAGUUUACAAAGGUCAGAUUGUUGGUAUCCAUCAACGGCAUGGGGACCUGUCACUUAAUGUGUGCAAGAAAAAGGCUGCGACAAAUGUACGUUCCAACAAAGAACAAACAGUUGUUCUUGAUACCCCAUUGGAUUAUAGUCUGGAUGACUGCAUUGAAUACAUUCAAGAAGAUGAACUGGUGGAGGUCACUCCUUCAAGUAUUCGUAUGUGCAAAAACCCAAAGCUCGCAAAGAAAACAAGAUAGAUCAUACACCAUGUGGAUAUGCACUGUCAAUUCUUUGCAAAACUCCUUGCAAUAUCAAUGGAGAAGCCUAAACGUACUUACAGCAGCCAGAUGCAAACUACUUCUCUUGCAUUAAUUGCUUUUCCAUCUCUCUCUCAUAACAGUUAUAUAGAUAUAAUGUUAAGAUUUCAAUUGGAAAGUCAAAUUUUGCAAAUUGUAUACAAAAGAAUAGGACAUCAGAAUCGUACUACUGUAAGAUGGUCAUUAUUCUUCGGUGGAUCGAACUGUGACAAGCUGGAACGGUGAAAUCCACCUAUGGUGAUUUGUAAUUCAGAAAAUGAUUCUCAUUGAAAUGGUAAAAUAGUUCCAUUUGACUAUUCCCUUUAUCA